Messenger RNA from Phlebotomus argentipes, 1097 nucleotides. Its product is annotated as MD-2-related lipid-recognition protein-like. NCBI's taxonomy places the organism in Eukaryota, Metazoa, Arthropoda, Insecta, Diptera, Psychodidae. The record is from RefSeq and is a predicted model, not a curated record. The transcript is spliced from 2 exons. The coding region runs from base 427 to 894 and encodes 155 amino acids.
AAAAAUCACUGCACACAAACAGGCCCGUGAGAGGUACUUUUGGACAUUGGUUAAUAAUACUCUUUGUAAUUGCUAAGUAAAUAUUUAAACUGAUAAGUAUGACGAGUGAGGGUAGCGUAUAAACACGAGUUAUAAUCGAUUUGAGAUUUCACAUGGGUUUAGCCAAUCCCUUGUGUAUUUGCGAUGGAAAAGUGGCACUGUUAUCACUAAAUGUUAGAAUAAUUUCAUGACACUGCAGUCAAAAAUGCCCGAUAACGCGCUGAUAGUAAGGUUUGACACAAGACUGGAAAGUAUUUAGUCGAUUUACCAAAUAUUCCCUCUCAGUUCCAUUUCAUCCUCAAGUGACACGAGAUCACUCGCAUUGUCCACAAACUCUCUUUCUCUCAGUUCUCAAAUAAAAAAAGAAUCACAUUACUCUGUCCAACAAUGCUCCGUGCAAUCUUCAUUCUCGCUGUCCUGACCAUCGUCAUUUCGCCAAGUGCUUCGGAACUGGUGAGAUUUCAACAGUGCGAAGAGACAUCCCCUCAGCCGUGCACAAUUCACGCCGUGCGGAUAAAUCCCUGUCCGGAGGCGGAGAAUGACCAGCCGUGCAAGAUCAAGCGCGGCCGCUCGGCGUCCAUUGAGUUCGACUACGCCAUGGAGUUCCAGGCCACGGAGCUGGACAGCAGGAUGUACUGGAACAACGAGGGUGUGGAUCUGCCGCUGAUCGGCGUGGACACGAACGGAUGCAACAUGGUGUCCUGUCCAAUUGAGGCCAAUGCCAACAACACGUACGUGUGGACGCUGAAUGUGUCCAAGAAGUUUCCCAUUCGCGUGUUCGACAUCAAGGUGAAGAUCAAGAACCAGGACAACAACUUCUGCUGCUUCCUCACGAAGAUCCGACUGACAAAGUGACGAUCUCACAUCAGGAAAUCUCGAGAAGCUCUCUCUGUCUGACAAUAAAUCCCAAUGCGUUUUUUUUGUGUUUUAAUUGAACUUUUAUUUCCACUGCUUUCACUUGGCAAUAAAUAUACGCUGAAAGCCUUUUACAUUGAUAGACAAAGAAAUUGAGUGGGAAAAAAGGGGCAGAAAAUCUCAAACAUGAUCACGAUAAACAU